Messenger RNA from Scatophagus argus, 589 nucleotides. It is a transcript of the gene ndufa12, whose product is annotated as NADH:ubiquinone oxidoreductase subunit A12. Lineage: Eukaryota; Metazoa; Chordata; Actinopteri; Scatophagidae. The transcript is spliced from 4 exons. The record is from RefSeq and is a predicted model, not a curated record. Bases 29 to 511 code for a protein of 160 amino acids. Gene Ontology annotation, cellular component: membrane. Gene Ontology annotation, biological process: response to oxidative stress; mitochondrial respiratory chain complex I assembly.
CUGGUGGUUUUUACUCGGACCUGUUUUAAUGCAGAGCAGUCCGCCUCGGCAAUUCUUCCGUCUCAAGAUGGCGGAGUAUGCAAACCUUGUCCGAAGGGCUUUAGGACAAUUAAGAGGUCAUGGUGGAGUCCGAGGUUUUCUUCUUCAAUUAGUCAGGGUGAAUGAUGUGAAGACGGGAACCCUGGUUGGUGUGGAUAAAUAUGGAAACAAAUACUUUGAAGACAACAGGCACUACUUCUUUGGACGUCACCGCUGGGUGGUCUACACAACAGAGAUGAAUGGAAAGAACACCUUGUGGGAGGUGGACGGCAGCAUGGUUCCAGCCGAAUGGCAUCGCUGGCUGCACUGCAUGACAGACGACCCCCCCACCACACAUCCGCCAGAGCCCAAGAAGUUCCUGGCAGACAUCCACCAGUUCAACGUGAGUGGCAGCUCGCAGCAGUACGUGCCCUACUCCACCACCCGCAAGAAGAUCCACGAGUGGGUUCCACCCAAAGCCGGAGCUCAGUGAACUCUGACUGCUUAUCUGUAAAUUAUGGUAUCCUGCCACUGUAUCCAGCAUGUCCUGAAUAAAAUCUCUAAACAUUUA